Protopolystoma xenopodis is the source of this 2007-nucleotide messenger RNA. Lineage: Eukaryota; Metazoa; Platyhelminthes; Monogenea; Polystomatidea; Polystomatidae. The record is from the annotation of a GenBank genome assembly.
AUGGAGACAGCUAUAGGAAACAACUCUGAUGCUCACCAUGAGCUUAUUCUUGUCGCGUGGCGAUUUAAAGAAUUCAGCAUCUAUGUGACAGUAAUGCUGUUUUUAAGCAUAGUCAUUGUGCUGCGCAUUUUCUUCCAUCGUAUCCCCUUGCUCUCAACCUAUCUGCCCGAGUCUUUGAUUCUAAUUGCUGUUGGCGCCGUCUUUGGGGCCAUAAUCAGGUUCACUGAGCUCGAGAUCCGUCACCCCUCGACAUGGCAGCUGUCACCCAAACUAUUCUUCGAGAUCCUGCUGCCACCGAUUGUACUCAAAUCCGCCUACGAACUUCACAAUCGAGUGUUCUGCGAGUUCCUUGGUGUGAUUAUCAUAUUUGCUGUCGUUGGCACUAUACUUAACUUCCUUAUUAUUGGACCCUGUAUGUUUCUACUCCAAAACAUUGGAGCGAUGGGCUCCCCGGCGCUUGGGGUCGACAUAAAGGACUGCCUGUUGUUCAGCUCUCUCAUCAUCGCCGUUGAUCCUGUGGCAGUGAUUGCCAUCUUUCAGGACAUCGGUGUCGACCUAGGUCUUUUCUACAUGGUGUUCGGUGAGUCCUUGCUCAACGAUGCCAUCACAGUGGUGCUAUAUCAAAUUAUGAAAGUUUUCGUCACCAAAGAAGAGGUCGCCGCUCCCGAGAUUGUGAUCGCUUUCGUCUCCUUCUUCACAGUCAGCCUAGGAGGGCUUUGCAUAGGGAUAGUUUUCGGCGUUCUCACCUGUCUGAUCACCAGGUUUCCGAGUUCCAUGGAGGUGAUUGUAGUAAUUAUGAUGGGCUAUUUCUCCUACAUUAUGGGCGAUACAGUGGGCUGGUCCGGAAUCAUCUCGAUGGUCGGCUGUGGUCUGGUACAAGCCUCAUAUGCAUUUCACAAUUUGCAGCCGUCCAGUGUGAUGAUUGUCAAGCGGGUAACGCAGAUCUUGGCCGAGCUUAGUGAAACCAUAAUUUUUCUCUUUCUUGGCGUCGAGCUCUAUCGUGACGACCUCGUGUGGCACAGUGGAUUUGUGCUAUGGUCACUGGUAAUGUCGCUACUCACGAGGCUCUUGGUGACACCCUUGCUCACUUUGCUCAUCAACCUGACUCGCGAAACGCCAAUCUCAUGGACGGAGCAGCUGAUUCUUGUCUACGGAGGCGUUCGUGGGGCUGUCUCCUUUUCCCUGGCUAUGCUGAUCGAGGCAAGUAGUCUAGCAGACGGUGAGCAAGGCGCUCGGAUACGCGGUGUCUUCAUUACGGCAACCUUGUUCGUCAUUCUCUUCGGGCUCUUCAUAAACGGAGUGACUCUCAAGCCUAUGAUCCGAUUGUUGAAGAUCAGGCUUCAAGUAGAACCAGAUGGAAGCAUGUUCAACCAACUGAAUCUGGAAGCUAUAGAUUACCUUCAAGCGGGCGCCGAAAUUAUUGCCGGUGUUUGUGGUCAACGCUCGCUGGCACGAUUUUGGGAACACAGAGUGAAUGAAAGAUACCUUCGAAGAUUCCUGCAACGCUGGCCGCAUGUACACGCCAGAAAUCGACUAGUAAAAGCCUACCAGAUUGAGCUUAUUCGGCAGCAUCUGAUUCUGAGGCCUGUGGACAAGACAACCAGCAGAGUUAGCGUCCCCAACCUUUACACCAUUUUCACCUCCUCAGCCAGUACGAACGGGGUGCUUGAAAGAUGUUCAACAAGUGGAAUCGGGUCUGGUAAUAGGCACAGUUCACUAAUACAGAAUGAACUGCAAGCUUGGCUGGAAACAGAGAUCACUCAGGCACACAUGAGCUACUCAAAGCGCGCAGGUGGCCAACGACCUCCAGAAGAUUCGGGCCACGGAGCUUUGAGCCGGACCGUCAACCCAUCGGAUCCUCAAAAUCUUAGGGGUUCAUCAAACCCGGCUUUUUAUCCAGGACCAUUCGAUGAUCUAGACCCUGAGAAGCUGAGUGGAGGGCUAGGAGUUUGCCCUUGGAAACAGCCAAAACGAGCCAAGCGCAAAUUCCGCCUUGCUAGACUCUAA